GGUUCGUUUCAUUCGUUUUGGAGACCAUACGAGAAAAUGACCAAUUAUCGAACGGAGUUUAUUCUCACGAUACUUUGAGUGUAAAUUAGUGAUGUGGUAAUGGUCCCGGUAUGUAAAUAUUUUGUGUCCUUGACAGAUGAAAUUCGAAGUUCGAGUGCGUGGUAAAUGGGACCGUGGGGGCCUUGUGAGGUUAGAGGAGGAGGAAGAAAGUCCUGGAAGAGGAUAUAAGAGGAUCUGGGAUUCAACUUGACUGUCAUCGGUUGCUUCUUGAUUUUCAACGAUCGUUUUGGGUGUCGGUUCUGUUUUGUUGUUUUUUUCGUUGGAUCCGAGGACCUGAAAAUAUGGCGUCGUCUGGAAGCGAGGGUGGAGAGGAGUACGGACUGGGGUACCAGAACACUUUGAUGUAUGGUCGCUAUACGAAAGACCUGGGUGAGUACGCAAAGGAAGAGGCACGGAAGCUCAAGUACCAUGAAAAGUCGAGGCGGAGGUACCACAAGACGAGGGAGGAGGACCUCCGGAAAUCCAGGAGAGGACCGCUUUGCAAGAAGCUACUCGCCCUGCUCGCGUUUGCCUGGAAGCACACUGGAGCAAGACUAGGCGAGGACUGGGUCUUCUUGGCCCUUCUUGGCAUCAUCAUGGCGUUGAUCAGCUACGCCAUGGAUCGCGGCAUUUCCAUGUGCAACAACGCCAGGAUAUGGCUUUAUCAGGACCUGACGCAUCAUCCAGCGCUCCAAUACGUCGCCUGGGUGUCCCUGCCAGUCUGCCUGAUCCUCUUCAGCGCUGGAUUCGUUCACAUCGUCGCACCCCAGAGCAUAGGCUCCGGUAUACCGGAAAUGAAGACCAUCCUCAGAGGCGUCGCUCUGAAGGAGUACCUGACCUUCCGCACCCUGAUCGCCAAGGUGAUAGGUCUGACAGCGACCCUAGGCUCAGGUUUGCCCCUGGGCAAAGAGGGUCCGUUCGUGCACAUCGCCAGUAUAGUGGCCACUCUGCUGUCGAAAUUGGUCACCAGCUUCCAAGGGAUCUACGAGAACGAGAGCAGAAACUGUGAGAUGCUCGCUGCUGCCUGCGCUGUCGGAGUCGCAUCCUGUUUCGCCGCCCCUAUAGGCGGUGUCCUCUUCAGCAUCGAGGUAACCACGGUCUACUUCGCGGUACGUAACUACUGGAGGGGAUUCUUCGCUGCUGUAUGCGGCGCUACCAUGUUCCGAUUGCUCGCGAUCUGGUUCCAACGGGAGGAGACCAUCACAGCGAUGUUCGCCACGAAUUUCACCAUGGACUUUCCAUUCGAUCCCCAAGAGCUGUUCGUGUUCGCGUUGAUCGGCGUCGGUAGCGGACUUGGGGGCGCAUUUUACGUCUGGUUGCACAGACAGUAUGUGAUCUUCAUGAGGAAGAACAAGAGCAUGAACAGCUUUCUGCAGAAGAAUCGUUUUCUCUACCCUGGCAUCGUCUCUCUCUUGGUCUCAUCUGUCUCGUUCCCCCUUGGAUUGGGCCAGUUCAUGGCCGGCGAUCUGAACACCCACGACCAGGUGUACGGGCUUUUCACCAAUUUCACCUGGACGAAAGAUGAGUUGGGCGUCGAGGAGAUGAACAUGGUCAAGCACUGGUCAACAGCGUACACGGAUGUGUUCGCUGGACUCCUCGGUUUCGUCGCGUUCACGUUCGUCUUUUCCAUUAUAAGCUCGACGGUCCCCGUGCCAUCGGGAAUCUUCAUACCGGUCUUCAAAAUCGGCGCCGCUUUGGGCAGAGCGGUUGGCGAGGCUAUGGCCUUGUGGUUCCCUAACGGUGUCCGUUAUGGCGGCGUCAUCACUCCUAUCGUGCCAGGGGGAUACGCAACCGUCGGGGCAGCAGCGUUUUCCGGCGCUGUGACCCACACGAUCUCCGUCAGCGUUAUUGUGUUCGAGAUGACCGGCCAGAUCACCCAUAUCGUUCCGAUCAUGAUCGCCGUGCUGAUCAGCAACGCGAUCGCCGCCCUCCUGCAGCCUAGUAUUUACGACAGCAUCAUCCUGAUCAAGAAGCUGCCGUACUUGCCCGAUCUGUUGCCCUCCAGUUCUGGUAUGUACAACGUGUACGUCGAGGACUUCAUGGUCCGUGACGUCCGGUACAUUUGGCACGGGAUCACCUAUCAGAAGCUGAAGGACAUACUGAAGGAGAACCGAAAGCUCCGUGGCUUUCCCCUCGUGGACAAUCCCGACUCGAUGAUCCUACUCGGGUCCAUCCAGAGACUAGAGCUGAUCAAGCUGAUCGAGAAGCACAUAGGACGCGAAAGGAGGCUUCAGGUCGCUCAGAAAUGGCAGAAGGAAGCUGAAGAGAGGGCCAGAGAGGAAAUGGAACGUCAGCUGAGGGACCAGGAGAGAACCAGAAGACCGUCCAGGUUCGAGGUGAUCCCAGCCCCAGACAUACUCAAGAUGCAACGACAGAGUGUGAACGAUCUAACGAUGUCGCCAAACAAUGGCACAGGUCCCGAUCAUCACACCUAUCACUCGCCAGUAUUCGGGUCACAACCGAAGAAAUCGAUCCUGAAGAAGACAAACUCCUUCACGCUGAAAGGGUUCAGCCCAUUGGUCAGUCCAGCUGCUACGCCGUACACCACGGUCACCGGGGCGGAGAGCAGGAUCCGUCUGGCGUUCGAGGCGAUCUUCCGCAAGUCCGCCACUCUGCAGGACGUCGAUCCGGAUCCAGAAUUGGGAUCAGGAGGCGGAGCCAGGCGCGACAGUCAGGAUCGAAUGAACGUGACACCGCACACGCCCAUGUUGGUGCCCAGUCCAGCCACCUCGAAGAAAGUUCAAUUGCCACGUGAGAGGGUGAUUGACAUGUCAGCCGAGGAUCAGAAGCGAUGGGAGGAGAGCGAAAUGUCGCUGGAAGUAGACUUCUCCAGGUGUCACAUCGACCCUGCACCCUUUCAGCUGGUCGAGAGGACGUCACUGUUGAAGGUGCACAGUCUGUUCAGCAUGGUGGGGGUGAAUCAUGCCUAUGUGACUGCUAUCGGGCGGCUGGUUGGGGUUGUGGGCCUGAAAGAGCUGAGGAAAGCGAUAGAGGACGCGAACGCCGGGAUCUUGCCCAUGCACCAGGAGUCCCACAUCGGUGUGUCCUGCUCGAGCCUCGCAAAAAGCGAGACCGACACAGAGAGCAAAGAUGCGAGCACGAUGAACUCGAUCGCCUCGGUUGAGUGUGAGAAAGUGGAGAAAGUCUGAGAUUGCCGGGGAAUGGAUCGAGAGUGUGUGCGAGCGAGAGAGACGGAGCAAAGAUAAGUAGAAGCAAUAAUGUGAUAGUCGCGUCGCUGGCCAGGCAACGCGACCCCGAACGACGGGAGAGUCUUUUAAAUUACAAAACUAUCCUCCUCCUUCCGCGGCUAUUGUAGUCCUUGGAUAAUCGAGCAAAACAAGUCACUAGGUAGAUCGCUUUCGAACGCUCUUCUCGUACUUAAAUGAGGGACAGGAUACGAUAUCGUGUUUCAAAGGCUUCCCUCCUGGAACGUACAUCGCCUCGUGGCUUGGACAAUGUACCAUUUGACGCAGAUUGCAGUAGACGAUUCUCGAGACUCUGAACAACCAAAAUUCUAUGGUCGAUACUGUUUUAGGGUCACGAAAUACGAAUUUUCUUGAGAUAGAUGCUUUAACAUUGCGGGUAGCUUCGUCAGACGUUUGAGAGUAUGUGGACUGUCAGUGUUAACUUUGACACCAGUUUGACUAUGCAUGCCAAUAGGUAUGGGCGUUAACUUAAGCAGUCUCAGUAGAAAUGUCCGUGUUAGUAAUACAUUAAUUAUGUAUAUACCGUUAGACAUGUCUUUGGGGGGUUCCAGAUAUUGUUAUAUGACCUGGUAGAAUUAUGAUUUAGGGUUGUAUCACCACUGUAGCUACUAGAACCACUACGUGAUCCAGAAUAUAUCGGGGUGGUAGCUUCAGUAUCAGUACCAAGACAGUAGACACCUGUUCAGAGCUGCUGAAUCCAAUCCAAGAACAUCAGACCGUACUGUCAUUCUAGCACCAGCAUCUCCCCGAUCCUCUAGAAAGCUACCCACAAUGUGAUCACGCCGGAAGUCAGUCCUAAGACAUGUGCAGACAGUAUCGAUCGGCAAAUAGAGACUCGUAGAAGGUGUAGUACUCGAUGAUCAAAGACAGAUCAAUCAGGGUGUGGAUCCCUCCUGUUUCCUUAGACGAACCCUUCGAACGAGGAUCCAGUCUCCCGUGUAUCCUCGUGUGACGUAGCAUAAUAAAGAGAGUUACCAGGUGCGUGUGAGAAACGAAAGUAUGUGUGGAACGUGACACGGUGGUCGAGGACUUCUUGGUCGAUCCGUGAUUAUUAAGUGUCCUCGAAAAGGAUCAUCCUCCUCGUCAACGACUUGAACGCCCCUAAAACGGUCGAUCGCCCGGAAGUUCGACUUAGGAGCCAGCUGUGGCGAAUAUGGACGGUGCUAAACGAACCAGCAGUACAAGGACUGUUCGACAGUGACGUGUGCGUGUUGUUGUUGUGAUCGAUAAUUAAUGUAAUCACGUUCCAGGAA
Messenger RNA from Dufourea novaeangliae, 4498 nucleotides. It is a transcript of the gene ClC-a, whose product is annotated as chloride channel protein 2. Gene Ontology annotation, molecular function: voltage-gated chloride channel activity. Gene Ontology annotation, biological process: transmembrane transport; chloride transport. The record is from RefSeq and is a predicted model, not a curated record. The coding region runs from base 342 to 3188 and encodes 948 amino acids. Lineage: Eukaryota; Metazoa; Arthropoda; Insecta; Hymenoptera; Halictidae. The transcript is spliced from 14 exons. Gene Ontology annotation, cellular component: membrane.